ACCACCUCCCUGGGCAGCCUGUGCCACUCCCUCACCAUUCUUUCUGAGAAGAAUUUUUCCUAAUAUUCCAUUACCUCCCAUCCUAUCACUGGAGAUUACACAUUACCUGAGAGAAGAGGCCAACCCCCACCUUGCUAUAACCUCCUUUCCUUGCUAUAACCUCACUGUAGAGCAAUAACAUCUCUGCUGAGCCUCCUCUUCUCUUGGCUGAACAAUCAAUCCAGUUCUCUCAUCUGCUCCUCGUAAGACUUGUGCUCCUUCACAGAGAAGGGCUGUGGACAUACUCCAGGGUGUCAAUGUCUUUCCUGUAGUGAGGGGCCCAAAAAUGAACACAGUACUCAAGGCGUAACCUUGGCAGUUGGUCUUGUUGUACCUCAUACAAUUGGCCACAGGCCAGCAAUCCAACCAGUCCACAUCCCUCUGUAGGGCCUUCCUACACCCAGCAAAUUGACACUUCCUCCCAUCUUGGUGUUGUCUGGGAAUGUACUGAAAAUGCACCCAAUCCCCUUGUUCAGUUUGUCAAUAAAGAUAUUAAACAGGACAGGUCCCAGUACUGACCCCUGAAGAACACUGCUCAUGACCUGUCGCCAUCUGGAUUGAGCUCCAUUCACCACCUCUCACAGUGCCAGUCAUCCAACCAGUCUUUUAGUCAGUGAAGAGUACAACUGUCCAAGCUAUAUGUUGCCACGUUCUUCAGGAUUAUGCUAUGCAGUGUCAACUAUAUCUACAUGAAGUAGGUACAGUUUCUGAGGCUUCAGGACAAUGGGCAUGGAUGGUUCUCUGCUUUCGUUUCUGCAGUCUGAAAACCCAGAGGAAUGAUAAAUGGUAAAUUUUAGUGUAUUAUCAUUUGUCUUCUGAGCUAGUAAUUUUGUCUUCUCUGUAACCUCACCACAGGUAGGGCACUUCUUCCAGCAUGUGAUAAGCAUUUAACUUUGCAGAAGAAGCUCAGAACCAUCCUGGAUUUUGGGGCACUAUUUGCAAAAAAAGGUGGUAUUACUACACUUGGGGCACUAUACUUUUUUGUGCUGGUCUUUAAGAGUUUGCCAAACUCUUAAAGUAGUCUUCAGCAGUACACUUUUCCUAGCGGUAAUGCAUAGACUUCAGUAAGUGCCCACUAGAAUUGCUGAGCCAUGUUUUCUUGAGUUUGUGGUUUGUGGAAGGAUUUUGGAAAACUUGAUUCUGACAUGUCUGGCAAAUCUGCAUGAAUUUACUGAAAAACUUGUUUUCCCCUCUAUAUACAGACCCUAAUAUGGUUAAUGCAGGAGAAAUGAAUGGUUCUGGCAACCUCAUGGAUUUUCUGGAUGAGCCUUUUCCUGAUGUUGGGACUUAUGAAGAUUUCCACACUAUUGACUGGCUGCGAGAGAAAUCGCGUGACACUGACCGCCAUAGGAAGAUUACAAGCAAAAGUAAGGAAUCCAUAUGGGAAUUCAUCAAGAGUUUGCUGGAUGCUUGGUCAGGAUGGGUUGUAAUGCUUCUCAUAGGACUACUGGCAGGCACGUUAGCUGGAGUGAUAGAUUUAGCUGUGGAUUGGAUGACAGACCUGAAGGAAGGUGUCUGCCUGUCUGCGUUCUGGUACAGCCACGAGCAGUGCUGCUGGACAUCUAAUGAAACGACCUUUGAUGACAGAGACAAAUGUCCACAGUGGCAGAAAUGGUCUGAACUUCUUGUAAACCAGUCAGAGGGUGCGAGUGCUUACAUUCUAAACUAUUUUCUGUACAUUCUAUGGGCUCUAUGUUUUGCUUUCCUGGCAGUCUCCCUGGUCAGGGUGUUUGCUCCCUAUGCCUGCGGCUCUGGAAUCCCAGAGAUAAAAACCAUCUUGAGUGGGUUCAUUAUUAGGGGCUACCUGGGAAAGUGGACACUUUUGAUUAAAACAGUCACCUUGGUUCUGGUGGUAUCUUCAGGCCUCAGCCUUGGGAAAGAAGGGCCCUUAGUCCAUGUGGCCUGUUGCUGUGGAAACUUCUUCAGCAGCCUUUUCUCAAAGUACAGCAAGAAUGAAGGAAAGAGAAGAGAGGUUCUUUCAGCUGCAGCAGCUGCAGGAGUUUCUGUUGCCUUUGGGGCUCCAAUUGGAGGUGUACUUUUUAGCCUGGAAGAGGUCAGCUAUUACUUUCCCCUGAAAACCCUCUGGAGGUCAUUUUUUGCUGCUCUUGUGGCUGCCUUCACACUGAGGUCCAUCAAUCCUUUUGGAAAUAGCCGACUGGUCCUUUUCUACGUGGAGUACCAUACCCCCUGGUACAUGGCUGAGCUCUUUCCCUUCAUUCUUCUUGGCGUCUUUGGUGGCCUCUGGGGGACCCUCUUUAUCCGCUGCAACAUUGCCUGGUGUAGGAGGCGAAAAACCACCAGGCUUGGGAAAUACCCGGUCCUGGAAGUCAUUGUGAUAACAGCUAUCACUGCCAUCAUCGCCUACCCCAACCCAUACACCCGGAGGAGCACCAGUGAGCUGAUCUCAGAGCUCUUCAAUGACUGUGGUGCUCUGGAGUCCUCCCAGCUCUGCGACUAUAUCAAUGACCCAAACAUGACACGGCCAGUGGAUGACAUUCCUGACAGACCUGCUGGACCUGGAGUCUACACUGCUAUGUGGCAGCUCGCCUUGGCUUUGGUGUUUAAAAUUGUCAUCACGAUAUUCACUUUUGGCAUGAAGAUUCCUUCAGGCCUUUUCAUUCCCAGUAUGGCUGUUGGAGCCAUGGCUGGCAGGAUGGUUGGAAUUGGAGUAGAGCAGCUGGCCUAUCACCAUCAUGACUGGAUCAUCUUCAGGAACUGGUGCAGACCUGGGGCAGACUGCGUCACACCAGGACUUUAUGCUAUGGUGGGAGCGGCUGCUUGCUUGGGUGGUGUUACUCGAAUGACGGUCUCUUUGGUGGUGAUCAUGUUUGAACUAACUGGAGGCUUGGAGUAUAUUGUACCUCUUAUGGCUGCAGCUGUCACAAGCAAGUGGGUGGCAGACGCCUUUGGGAAAGAAGGGAUCUAUGAAGCUCACAUUCAUCUGAAUGGUUACCCGUUUCUAGAUGUGAAGGAUGAAUUCACCCACCGAACUCUGGCAACAGACGUCAUGAGACCAAGGCGUGGUGAAGCUCCUCUUUCUGUUCUGACACAGGACAGCAUGACUGUGGAGGAUGUUGAGACAUUAAUCAAGGAGACUGACUACAAUGGCUUCCCAGUUGUGGUCUCAAAAGACUCGGAGAGACUUAUUGGAUUUGCACAAAGACGAGAGCUCAUUCUUGCAAUAAAGAAUGCAAGACAGCGUCAAGAUGGGGUGGUGAGCAACUCCAUUGUGUAUUUCACUGAAGAUCCUCCAGAACUGCCACCCAAUAGUCCCCAUCCUCUGAAGCUGCGGCGUAUUCUCAACCUGAGCCCUUUCACUGUCACUGACCACACACCGAUGGAGACUGUGGUAGAUAUCUUCCGGAAACUUGGACUCCGACAGUGUCUUGUCACUCGUAGUGGGAGGCUGCUGGGUAUCAUAACUAAAAAGGAUGUAUUACGACAUAUGGCUCAAAUGGCAAACCAGGACCCUGAAUCUAUCAUGUUUAACUAGACUGUUAAAGGAAUAAGAAAGUAAUCCCAAAGGAAUCCCUUCUAGAUUAACACAGAGGUGUUCAGUGUUUCUUUUUAUUUCAAAGGAAAAUGUAACGUGUAUGAGGAAUGGUCUAAUACGUCUCUGACAGAGGGCGUGGAUGCAGGAUGGCACUUAUUUAAUGAGGAAGGCAGUUUAGGAGCUCUGAGCAGCUGCAGACAUCAAGCUGUGUUUUCUUAAUGAGUUUCCAAACAGCUCAAUUGGUGCACUGGUGGGUGUAAGUGAUGUGGUGCUGAGAGACAAAGAGCCAGGAGCACCGGAGGGAUGCAUCAACAUUCACAGGAACUCAGGAGGCAGGUGUGAAGACUAGCAGACACUGUUUUUGUAUAAACUGUUAACAAAGAUUUGUGUUCCAAACUAGAGAGUGUGUACGAGCAACGUCAGUUGUUUUUAUUACUGAAACCAUGGCUAUUUAUUUGCUAUUGAUUUAUACCAUUUUCAUGAGGAAAAAAAGAAAGUCAUAUUUUAAAGUCAAACAUUUUGUCACCUUCACUUUUUUUUGUAAAAGUUAAGUAAAUUCAGGACUGAAAUUAAAGGAGCAAGAGCACAUUUCAAUUCACUUUAAAAUAUAGUGGUUGCUGCUCCCCUCUUUAGUCCUUUGAAUUUUACAAUUUAUAUAUCUAUACAGUUUAUAAGUAUACAGUUCAAUAUUUCUGUCAAUCAGCUUUUCUUUAUUAAUGUGGAAAUGUGACUUAUUUCUAAGGAGCAUGAGAAAAAACUUCUUUACUGUGAGGGUGAUGGAGCACCAGCACAGCUUGCCCAGAAAGGCUGUGAAGUCUCUUUUCUUUGGAGAUAUUCAAAACCCACUCGGAUGUGAUCUUGUACAAUGUGCUUGAGCAGGGGGAUUGGAAUAGGUGAUCUUUAGAGGUCCCUCCCAACCUCAGCCAUUGUGUGUGUGUGAUUUCCUAUUUCUCUAUGCAAUUUUGCGUAUAGAUACUGUAAUACUUGGUAUUAUGUGGUUUGCUGUGACAAUAGAAAAAAGCAUGAGAGCAAGAGAAGGAAUUUUAAAAGGCACAAAAGGGAGAAUGGUGUCCAGCUCUCAUCAGUGCUGGUGACAAGAGAUUGAAUACUUCACCUGUCAC
This is a messenger RNA of Phasianus colchicus (ring-necked pheasant), 4653 nucleotides long. Lineage: Eukaryota; Metazoa; Chordata; Aves; Galliformes; Phasianidae. The record is from RefSeq and is a predicted model, not a curated record.